AUGUAUACUGUGCAUGAAAGUUGCAAAAAUAAUAAUUCAGGAGCUGUUAAAAUAUUUGAAUGUGAGAUUUCAAAUUACCAACCAUGUCUAAUUGAAAGGGGUAUAAACCAUAGUAAGGAAUCAUAUCAAAAAGAUAGUAACUUAGAUGAAAUCUUGAAAAAUAAUCAGAAUGAAUACUUUGAUUCAUUAGAUAUUUCAGAUGAAAUGUCUGAUUAUUCAUCUACUUUUAAAGAUAAAUAUAUAACAAAUUAUAAUUCAGAUAGUAAUCAAAUUAAUAAACUUAGUACAAAAUUCAAAACCUGUCUACAAACAAGCAAUCAGAAAAAUAAAUGUGUCUUAACACCAAAAAAAAAUAAAAUAUGUAAUAUUGGAGGAUUUAAAGAUACUUAUUGGUAUAGGAGAAUAAGAGGUUGGGAAAAAAUCAUUGAUGAAAAAUAUAAUAGUGUAUAUAGUAGCUAUGAACGUAAGGAAAUGAUUGGUACAGGGACAUAUGCAAAGGUUUGGUUAUUACAAGAUAAAAUUACAGGCCAAAAGUAUGCAGGAAAAUUAUUAGAACCACAUACAUAUCCAAGUGAUACAGUAGAUAGGAUAGAAAGAAUGUUUCAGUCAGAAAUAGAAAAUUUAAUUGAGAGUCAAUGCCCUGGAGUUGUAAGACUUCAUAAAAUUGUUGUUGGACCAGAAGGUUGUCUUCUUGUUCAAGAUUAUGUUGAUGAUGGUACAAUUUGGAGAGAAAAUUGUUGUGCUGAUGAAGAUGAGGCUUUUUUACACUUUAUUCAAUUAGUACAAAGUGUAUUAUACUUCCAAGAUAAAGGGGUAGUACAUAGAGAUCUAAAACCAACUAAUAUUCUACGUUAUUCUAACAAAACAAUAGUUAUUGGAGAUUUUGGUUGGAGUGAAAAAAUUGAUAAACUUCAUUUAAGUCCAUCUGAAUGGCCUGGAACCUUAGAAAUUAAUCCUCCUGAGGUAUUAACAUUUAAGGGCCCAUUAACUGAAAAAAUUGAUAAUUAUGCAAUUGGAAUGAAUUUACUCUUAUUCCUUACAGGAAGAUUUAUAUGUCGCCAAAAAGGUCUUGAUGUUACUGAAGCUGCUCCAUAUAUACUUAAAGUUGUUGAGUUAAUUAGACAUGAUUUUAGUAGUAAAAUUCUAAAAAAAAAUAAAAAUCAUUAUUUUAUGUGGGAAAUGUUCAUUGGUUUUACUGAUCCAAAUCCUACAAAUAGAUGGAGUAUUCAAAAGGCUUUAUUUCAUCCUGAAUGUAUUCAACAAUUAAUUUAUUGUUUUAAAAAAAAAUAUCAAGUUCUUUGGCAUCCAAAAAUUUUAGCUAUUAUCCAAUCUAAUAUUGUCAUACCAAAUAUACUAUGUAAUAAUAAAGAGAUUGUAAAACAAAAUUAUAAAUGUAAUUCAAAGAAAUCAAAUAGUAGUUCUGAUUUGUCUUAUAAAUAUGAAAUAGAUCAAAAUCCAAUUAUUACAUCAAAUAAUAAACAUAAUAUUGGUACAUAUAUAAUAAAGCAUGGAUAUCACAAUUCAAUAUAUGAACAAGCACUUCAUAAUCAAAAUCAAAGAAUUAGAAAUAUAUCAAAUUAUCAAUAUCACAUUUCUCCUGGUAUAUUACACCAUUAUCAAACUGAAACUUUUAAUGAAGCUAUUAUGCCUAAAUUAUUGCCUUGUAAUAGUCCAAAAUUUCAAUAUUACCAAUCACAGAUUUAUUUAAAUCAUACCCCAACAUCUAUUUAUAAAGUAGAGUAG
Messenger RNA from Cryptosporidium muris RN66, 1743 nucleotides. RefSeq lists its product as uncharacterized. Lineage: Eukaryota; Apicomplexa; Conoidasida; Eucoccidiorida; Cryptosporidiidae. Gene Ontology annotation, biological process: mitotic DNA damage checkpoint signaling; protein phosphorylation. The coding region runs from base 1 to 1743 and encodes 580 amino acids. Gene Ontology annotation, molecular function: protein serine/threonine kinase activity; ATP binding. The transcript has a single exon. The record is from RefSeq and is a predicted model, not a curated record. Gene Ontology annotation, cellular component: nucleus.